AUGUCGCAGCGGCCCGAACUCGUGCAGUGUCCUUAUGACCGAUCCCAUUUGAUACAACCUCACGCCAUGCCGAAACAUCUGUACAAAUGUCGCAAGAACCAUCCCUGGAUCAAGCUUGCUUGUUGCCCAUUCAACACUGCUCACCGUGUUCCGAAACCGGAAUUGAAGCUGCACACGGCUUCCUGCGAAGAUCGUGCGACGUUUGAGGUGUACAAAUACUGCGUAGCUAGCGAACCGGAAAAGCGACCCUUCGAAGAGCGGGAACCCAGAUUGAUUUACAAUGAUCGUGGGGUUUCCUCCGCCGGUAGUGGUAAGACUUUGCUCGAUGAUGAUGACGAGUGCUGGGACAAUUGCAACGAACCCGCCUACAAUCCACAGCAGUACUGCCGAAGCGCGAACAUCAUACGGAAGGCAACGCUCAUGAAACCAUCGCAGAAGAAGCAAUUCUAUCGGGAGGAACAGAAACGGCUGUCGGAGCUAAGGCAGAGAGAAAAUAGCAGCAGUCGCAGUAGUAGUAGCAGCAGGAAUAGUUUGGCAGAUGACGAGUUGGAUACGUUCAGUGCAUCGUUUGCUAGUGGAAUGAAAAUUCAAUGUCAAUUUUAUGGCAUUGAUAUCAACAAAAAUCAUUUUUAUCAAAGUUUAGUGGGAAUGUAUAUCCAAGAUUUGGACGAGGUCUCGCCAACAAGCCAUUAA
Messenger RNA from Uranotaenia lowii, 693 nucleotides. Its product is annotated as gametocyte-specific factor 1 homolog. Lineage: Eukaryota; Metazoa; Arthropoda; Insecta; Diptera; Culicidae. Bases 1 to 693 code for a protein of 230 amino acids. The transcript is spliced from 3 exons. The record is from RefSeq and is a predicted model, not a curated record.